Messenger RNA from Frieseomelitta varia, 1305 nucleotides. Its product is annotated as octopamine receptor 1-like. Gene Ontology annotation, molecular function: G protein-coupled serotonin receptor activity; neurotransmitter receptor activity. Gene Ontology annotation, biological process: G protein-coupled receptor signaling pathway, coupled to cyclic nucleotide second messenger; chemical synaptic transmission. Gene Ontology annotation, cellular component: dendrite; membrane. The coding region runs from base 1 to 1128 and encodes 375 amino acids. Lineage: Eukaryota; Metazoa; Arthropoda; Insecta; Hymenoptera; Apidae. The record is from RefSeq and is a predicted model, not a curated record. The transcript is spliced from 3 exons.
AUGAGUUCGAGUGAGAAUUUAUCAACGAGAAUAAGAACAACAAUUGAAGCUGCAUUUUAUAUUGGAAAUCAGGCACAAGUACCUCAGCGACUAAGCGGCGAGAGCGGCGGCAGCAGCGCGUCCGGUUCGCGAACGAGCCUCUCGAUUCAGGAAGACACGAGCUCGCCGACGCCGUGGAAGCACCGUCGGCGAGCGUCCACGUUCAACGAGGCGCAUCUGGAACGAGCGGAGACGGUGUCGCCGAGAACGCCGAGGAAACGAUCGUUCAGCUUCCACGAGCAGCCGCUGUUCGGCCAACGUGGCUCUUCCGUUUCGCGGAAGAACUCGUCGAACGAGGAUGGCGCCGCCGCGCAGAGGAAGCCAGGCGACAAACAGGAAGUCGAGAUCACGUUACCACCGCCGUGCACCUGCCCCUAUUUCGGCGAGUCCUCCAAGAGGCCACCGCCGCAGCCGUCCAGCGAGAUCGUGAUCGUUUCCAGCGACACAAUGAAACCGAUCUCGGGGAAGAACCUCGAGGCGGCGUUUCUAGGGAGGAGCAACAGCGGCAGAACGUUGGAGCCGAGCAGGAGCUACGAGUUGAACUCUGUGGUUACGUGGAGGGGCGGCAGAAGAGGAUCCAGCUUGGGGAACACGAGAACCUCGCUGUUGAUGUCGAGAGGGGCCCCGAUCCGCCGCGCGGCAACGAUGCGUGCCCACAACGGCGCGGCGAGCAUCAGCUCGAAGCAGAGCAGCAACUCGUCCUCGCCGUGCCCUCACAGGUACUCCUCGGGUGGCCCACCGGUGCGUAGCCACUACUCGCGUACGAGCAGCGUGGUCUCGCGUAACAGCUCGCGCCACGGCAGGAUCAUCCGGCUCGAGCAGAAAGCGACGAAGGUGCUCGGCGUUGUUUUCUUCACGUUCGUCGUCCUCUGGGCGCCGUUCUUCGUCCUGAACCUGAUACCAGCCGUGUGCCCCAACUGCGAGAGACAGAUCGACCACAAGAUCUUCGACCUGGCCACAUGGCUCGGCUACGCCAGCUCGAUGGUCAAUCCGAUAUUCUACACGAUCUUCAACAAGGUGUUCCGCCAGGCGUUCAAGAAGGUGUUGCUCUGCCGGUACAGGAAUCAAACGUGGAGGCCGUCCAGGUAGGCAUUCGGCCCCGGGAGACCGGGGAUCGCCGUCACAAGGGUCUAACGUCGCCGACCAGCAUCGAUUUCUGUCUGUCUGUCUGUCUAUCGAGAGGUUCUUGACUGUCCGCACGACGAGAGCACAAUGCCAGGUGGAGCCUCGAGGAAGAUCGUUUCGAAGACUGCGCGAGGAACGGAA